AUGCACGUAAACGAUGUGGAUGACGAUGGUUACUCGAACACGAUGUUCAAAGCCAUUGUUGACUACAAGAAAGAUCCGAAGGUGGCUGUCUCAGAGGAGAAGUCUUAUGUCAUGAGCAAGAAUGGACAGAGACGAACUCGAAAGACCACCAAAGGAUGGAAACUGAUGGUCCUAUGGAACGAUGGGACACAGUCUUGGAUUGACUUGAGCGUUUUGAAGGAAUCCAAUCCUGUUGAUGUUGCUGAAUUUGCAAAAGCGCAUCAUAUUGAUGAGGAACCUGCAUUCCGCUGGUGGGUACCUUAUACACUCAGAAAGCGAGACAUGAUCAUCUCUGCUGUUAAGGCCCGUGUCAGAAAGACUACGCACAAGUACGGUAUUGAAAUACCAACAAGUGUAGAACACGCAAAGAGGCUUGACGCCCAAAAUGGUAACAACUUGUGGAUGAAAGCGUUAUCUAAGGAAAUGUCCAACAUUGGUGUUGCAGUUGAAGUGCUGGCCUAUGGCGUGCUAGCACCUCCUGGAUAUUCAAAGGUCACUGGUCAUCUAGUAUGGGAUGUGAAGAUGGAUUUCACUCGCAAAGCCCGAUGGGUACUUGAUGGUCACAAAACACCUGAUCCCCUGGUGGGUCCGGCUCCAGAGUCCAAUGCAUCGCAGAAAUAA
Molecule: messenger RNA, 660 nt
Organism: Cylindrotheca closterium
Lineage: Eukaryota; Bacillariophyta; Bacillariophyceae; Bacillariales; Bacillariaceae
Source: the annotation of a GenBank genome assembly